This is a messenger RNA of Drosophila hydei, 5331 nucleotides long. RefSeq lists its product as uncharacterized. Gene Ontology annotation, cellular component: endoplasmic reticulum exit site; COPII vesicle coat. NCBI's taxonomy places the organism in Eukaryota, Metazoa, Arthropoda, Insecta, Diptera, Drosophilidae. Gene Ontology annotation, biological process: COPII-coated vesicle cargo loading. Gene Ontology annotation, molecular function: zinc ion binding; SNARE binding. The record is from RefSeq and is a predicted model, not a curated record.
UGUAGUUCACGAGCGCCGUUUGCUCAUAUUUGUCCAGCGUUUGUCAUCGCAGUUCCAGUUCCAGUUCAGCCGUCAGCCGGUUGAAAGCAGCGGACGCAUCGAACGUCUGCGUGUGUGUGUGUGGGGACACUGAAAUAAGCGAUAAAAACGAUUUGUUUAUAAACGAAACAGCGAACAGCAAAAAUUGGCAAACCUGAAAAGUUGCCGACAGAAGAACAGCAACAAACAACGAUGGACAUGCAUUUAAAUAAAAUUUAAAAGCGAAUUCAAAGUGCACAUAUAUUUUGGCUAAGUGUGUGAGCGAGUACAUGUGUUUGUGAACGAAACAAAUUGACAAAAAUGUUUAAUUUGCUGCGACGCACGCGUCAAAGAAAAGCGCACAAAAACAAAAACUACGAUGUAAGCGACGAAGAGGAAGCAAUACAAACGAAAAUAACAACAACAACAACACCGCCAACAGCCAGGAGCGCUGAGCAAGAGAACAGUAAUGGCAGUGAGAGCCGUUGCCUAUUCAGCGCCAGAGAGAGUGACGCUGAGCGACGAAGAGAGUGCGAGCCGAAGAGCGAAGUGCGUUUGCCUACGCAGGCAGCAAGACGCGCUGUGAUCGAAGAGCUGGAGGACUUAAGCAGCGACGACAACGACGAAGAGCGGCCAUGUGUAAAUUUAGCUAAAACAGCUGCGGCGACAGCUACAGCAGCAGCUAAUGGCCAUUCAGCGAUCUCUUGGCGCUCCGACAAUUUGAAUAUAAAUAACAUGGGCGCAGGCAAUGGGGCGACAGCGGCGAGGACGACGUCUGUUGUUGUUGAUGAUGAACAUGAUGAUCGAAAUGGUGGUGAUGGUGCUGCUGGGCAUGGCAGCGCGACCAGUCCAAACGAGUCAGCCAGCGCGAACGCAAAAGCAAACAACGUCGACGGUCGGCCAAUUGGCAUUAGCAUUGGCCAAACGAAACGCAACAAUAACGGGCCAAUUACCGAUGGCACGGUAAUUGAUGCGAGCGAUACGGUUAUUUAUCGCAGCCAAUCGAAGCAUUCGAACGAAUUGAAACGACAAUCGCGUCUAUCGCUGGGAAACUUUGCGCUGCAUUUGAGUGGCAGCAGGGACAUUGACAGUGCCACAGACACAGAUUCGGUGCACAAGAAGCGCAAAGCGUUGCAAAAGAGUCGCGAUUUUCUCACAGAUAUUUUCAUGGCGCGUGGACGUAAUCAUCAGCGCCAGCAGCGAAAUCAACAGCAACAGCAGCAACAGCAGCAGCAACAUCAAUCGAAAUCCAAAACAUCUAUCGACGACAACGUAAUCGCCAUUGGGCAGACACUGGCAGCACACCUUGAAACGAACUCCGACCCCGCGACCGCGUCCACAAAUAGUUAUCAAAUGACUAUGUCUAAUAAUAGCACACAGUUGCGGCAGAGCGCGGCCAAAGAGCGUGAGCGUGAGCGCGAGCGAGAACUUGAAGGAGAGCGCGAGCGAAACGACAGUAAUUCAGCUGGAGGAACGCGACAGGAGCAGCUGGCAAAAGAGAGCCGCCAGCUGGCGAGAGAGGAGCAGCAACGAGAUGCGCAUAGAGCAGCGAGUGCCAAUUUUAUUCAAGCGGCAAACGUCGAGCUGUGCACUGUCGCGGAAGAUCAGCCAGACGCUGCAGUACUGCCGCAGCAACAACAGCAGCAGCAGUAUCAGCAGCAGCAACAGCAGCAGCAGCAGCAACAACAGCAACAACAACACAAUGACAUAAUCUCUAAGAACAUGGGCCAGACCAGCACCAAGCCCAACGAGUGCACACAGUCGGCGCAUAGCUCACGCGCCAGCACGCCGCGUGAGUUUCGUGAGUCGAUUGUGAGCGAGCCACAGAGCGUGCCCGUGGCGCCGCCGCGUCACCAGCACCAACAGAAACAGCAAACACAACAGGAAGUGCCCAAAAUAACCGUCGUCGACUGCAGCUUCGAGCAGAGUCCAAGCCAAAGUCCUCAGACGGCGGAAGUGUUCUAUGACUUCGAGAGCCAGCCACAAUGCCACGGCCUCAACAUCGAGGAGCUGAAUGAGGCACACGAAGAGACGCUCGAAGAUGAGGUAUUUGAUAUACCCACAACUAUCUAUCAGCAGCAGGCGAACGGCAUACCCCGACCCUGGACGCGCUUGACUAAUGUCAAGCUGGAGAAUGUGCAGGAGGAGGCCGAAGAGGAGGAUGAUCCACAAGCCGAGCCGGAGCCCGAGGACGAUGAGCUCGACGAGGCGCUCGAUCUCGAAUGCGAUGACCAUGGGCGUGGCACGCCCAAUGGUUCGCGCCAAUCGGCGAGCAGCGAACGCAGCGCGCUCAAAAGCGAUUCCAAUCUAAGCAGCAGCUAUGCCGACUCGGGCAUCGGCAUGGGCCUGGGCGUGGCUGCUAACGAGUCACAGCCAGCAGAGCGGCAGCAGCAGCAGCAGCAGCCGGUGCAGACGCCAACGUCACGUAGCGCUGCAGCGUUGCAGCCACGGCACACGCCCUUCGUGCGCGACGGCAACUCAACAUCCACCGACUGCGACUGCGAGGAGCUGUUGCUGCAGUGCGACGAACUCGACGAUGAGCAGCAGUUCGACGAGCGUUUGGUCUGCAUCGAGAGCAUUAGCCUGCCCGACGUCGUUGUCGAGUCAACGACCGUCACAGCGCAAGCAAAUGCCAGCAGCAGCAGCAGCAGCAGCAGUGGCGGCAACAACAACAACAACAGUGGCAACAAUGGAGAUGGCCAUCUGAAUAUCAAUAUUACCAAUGGCGCCGGCGGCAAUAGCCUCGGCAAUGUGCAUUUCAUACCGAUACAUAUCGAGGGCUCAGCUGCUGCUUCUGCCGCUGCGGCACGCAGUCGCAGCAACAGUCCCAAGCAGCGCAGUUUGGACGACAGCUGCAUAGGACGCAACAUGCCGCCCAGCGUUGAGAUCGUCGAGGAUGGCAGCGUGCUCAACAAUCAGACGGACAGCAAUCGCGAAACCCUGGAGCUCAAAAAGGAGCUGAAGGCGCAGAAGGCGCGUUUUAGCACACAGCUCGAGGAUGCGCACAAAAAUGUUCAGAGUCUGGAGAGCAAAGUGAGCGAUAUGCAGUUGAAGAUACAGAAUCUAGAGCAUGAGCUCUCGCAGAAGCAAUGGAAUGUGGACAGACUCCAAGGAGAGCUUACGGCGGCGCAAAAGGACGAUGAAUACGUGCGCAAAAAGCUGAAGCUGCUCGAGGACGAAAAGGUUCAUCUGCGGCACAAAUACAGCGACGAUGAGGACGAAUUUCGACGCAAAUACAAUACUUUGGAGGCGCAGUACAACGAACUAACCGAAAAGUACAAACAGACGCAGAGCCUGGCAAACAGCCUGCAGACACAGCUGGCAGCUGCUCAGGUCGAGCUGGGCCAGUGGGCCAGUGAGGUGAACAAAAUACGUGAAGAGCUGGAGGAACAAAUACGCAUACUGCGAAAUGCACUCGAGAACUCCGAGGCGGAGCGCAAAAUCUGCGAGGACAAGUGGCAAACCGAGUUCGAGCUGCUCAGAACACACAACAGAGAGCGCGAGGACACUCUGAUGUCGGACUGUGAGUGGCAGAUGCGGCAGAUGCAGCGUCAGUGGAAGGACAAAAUGGACAAAUCCAAUUACGAACGCAAACAGGCAUCGGCCAAGGCCGAGGAACUGGAGCUGGAGCUGCAAUCACGUCGCAAGGAGGCGGACAGCUUGCGCAUUUGCCAGGCACAGGUGAAGUCGCUGAGCGGUGUCGUCAGCGAGCAGGAGCGCUCCAUACAGACGCUCAUGGAGCGUAUCGACAAUCUGAAAGGCGAACUCGAAGUGGCCAACAGCAAUCUGGAGACACAGAUCGAGGCUGUGCACAAGAUUAAGUAUCAGUGUGAUAACGCCAUUUACGAUAAGGAGCGUCAAAUGAUCUAUCGCAUCGAUGAGGUGCGCAACGAAGCUGCCGCCUUUUGGGAGAGUAAACUUUACACAGAGAUGACAAGACUGACAAAUGAACUGGAAUCCGUUUACGUGGACGAGCGACGCGAUGCCUUGGACAAGCUGCAGGCGGAGCACAUUGAGGAACUGCGCGCGCUGACCAAUCGCUACACGGCCAACGAGGAGGAGCUGCGUGCCGAGAUCGAUGAGCUGACCGAGAAUCUGGAGCUGAAGAAACAGGACUUUCUGUCGCUGCGCGAGCGCUCGGAUAAUGCGCUGCUGCAGACGCGCAUGCACCUGGAUAGAGCCGAUCGUGAGUAUCAGAAUGCCAUGUGCCGCGAGGAGGAUCGACGCGUGGAGCUGGAGGAGAAGCUGCGCAAGGAGUUCGAAGCGGAAAAGGAGGAAAUGGAGGAGAAAUUCCGAGAACGUUUGGGUCAAGUCAAGGAGGAGUUUGCCAAAGAGCUGCAGCUCUCCACGCAGGAUAUGAUCGAAGCGCAUCGCAAGGAGCUGGAGAGCCAAAGGGCCAAGCUGCAGAGCGAACGCGACGAGGCGAUACAGGAGUUGGUCGAGCGACAUCGCGCCAAAAUGGCCGCUGCCGAGGAACGAAUCAACGAUGUAGAGCUUCGGCACCAGCGCAAUCUGAAGGAUCUGAAGGCCGCCUACGACGCUGAGAAGGCGGCGCUGGACAAACGCGACAUUAGCAACGCCAACGAGAUCGAGCAACUGCAUCGCAAGUGCCGCUGCCUGACCAAUCUCUUCGAGGAGAUGCGCAUGCGCUACGAGCGACGUGAUCCGCGCGCCGAGGACCUGCGCGAGAUAUCGGAGCUGCGCCAGCGCUGUGAUAGCCAGGAGCGGGAUCUGUUUGUGCUGACGGACAGGCUGCGCGAUAUGCAGAAUCAAAUGUCCGAGCAGCAGCAGCAGCAGCAGCAGCAGCAGCAGCGAGGCAAUGCGCUCAAGAAGCCGCCAUCCAAGACCUUGGCCAGCAGCUGUGAUGUCAUCUACGAGGAGAACGAGGAGCGUGAAUCGCCCGAGCAUGAGGUGAACGGCAACGGCGCCGCCUCCUCCUCCUCCAGCCAGGACGACGGCGACGAGGAGGAGCCGGGCGAACAGGAGCCCAGCGAUACGGAAUCGAAUCACACAAUCGAAAUCAACGGCAAAUGCAAAGAUCACAUCAACGAGGACGACGCCCACAUGAUCUCCGCUGUCUGAGCGCUUCAGUAGGGGACGAAUCUCCUUCGGUUGACCUUGAAACUGACUUGGACUCCGCUGCAACCGAGGCGCCACUCACGCCGAGUUGCCAGUCGCAGCGCCACCUUCACUCACUAACCCCACGCCGAUCCCUAGAGCCGCCCCAACUGUCCUCUAAUCCUGCACCAUUGAGAGUUUCCAAAACAAAAACUAAACUAAAUAAAAAUUGUAAAAAACAAUUUGGUUUAAAAA